This is a messenger RNA of Oppia nitens, 650 nucleotides long. RefSeq names its product protein archease-like (gene Archease). The transcript has 7 exons. Gene Ontology annotation, cellular component: tRNA-splicing ligase complex. Gene Ontology annotation, biological process: tRNA splicing, via endonucleolytic cleavage and ligation. Lineage: Eukaryota; Metazoa; Arthropoda; Arachnida; Sarcoptiformes; Oppiidae. The record is from RefSeq and is a predicted model, not a curated record. Bases 135 to 650 code for a protein of 171 amino acids.
AAUUGUUGUCCUGUAUUUCAUCACAAUUGACGGCUAAUACUGUAAUACACUGUAAAUAAAGUGUGGUUUAAGUUAUAAAUGCCAUUCAUUUGAUUGAUUUAGUCAUUGAUUGAAUACAUUGUUAUUAAAACAACAUGGAGGACACGGUUAUGUCAGACAACACAAACAUACCAAACAGCCAUCAAAUCGACAUUACUGUUACCGAAGAGGACACAACAGUUCCGCCCCAACAGUAUGAAUUCUUGGAUCACACGGCAGAUGUCCAAAUCCACGCCUGGGGCGCCUCAUUGGCUGAAGCGUUUGAACAGUCGGCAGUAGCAAUGUUUGCUUAUAUGACCGAAAUAUCGACGGUCGACAUGACGGACACGCACGACAUCGAAGUCGCCGGCGAUGACUUGGAGUCACUAUUCUAUCAGUUUUUGGAUGAAUUUUUGUUUGCCUUUUCAGCCGAUCCCUUCUUCAUUGGCAGAAAAAUAAAGAUCACUGAAUUUGACAGACAAAACAAUAGGAUCAAAGCCAAAGGCUAUGGCGAGACGUUUAGUCUCGACAAACAUCCACAGGGAACUGAAGUAAAAGCCAUAACUUAUUCAAAUAUGCAAAUCCAUGAAAAGGUUGGCAGAAGCGAUGUCUACGUUAUUAUCGAUAUUUGA